Messenger RNA from Paramacrobiotus metropolitanus, 984 nucleotides. RefSeq lists its product as uncharacterized. Bases 28 to 984 code for a protein of 318 amino acids. Gene Ontology annotation, cellular component: extracellular region. The record is from RefSeq and is a predicted model, not a curated record. Lineage: Eukaryota; Metazoa; Tardigrada; Eutardigrada; Parachela; Macrobiotidae. The transcript is spliced from 3 exons.
UUGAUCGUGAUAAAUUAUGCUUUCAUCAUGUUCGGUGUAGUAUUUCGGCAAGCUGCUGGUUUUGGAGCGAGGCCCUUUGGCAACUCGAGAUCCUUAUCGUCAUCAUCCGGGGUCACAUCGUCGGAACAAAGUCUGCUGUCAUUUAUCAGCCGGUGCAUGGGUGCCACAUCUAAUGCAGCUCUGGGAUGUCCAUGUGCCGGAAAUGGAAAGCGCUGCAAAAAUCCCUUGUCCCUCUGUCACAAUUUUAAAUGCAUUUGUGACCCAUCGAUUAGCACGACAGUUAAUGGUCAAUGUGUCGCCAUUAUUAAGCUGACUACCACCGACACAACCACUGCCACUACGACAACAACCACUGCAACAACAACUACAACCACCAGUACUACUACUACUUCGACGCCGGCUUGCUCCGCGUUUGCUACUCCCGCAGCUUCUGGAUGUACGAAUCAAUGUGACACCACCCUGUCUACUGACGCUAAAACCAAAUGCACCGCCACUUCCGCUAACGAUAUAGCAUAUUUUCCUCUGACGACUCCCAACCCUGCCGGAGAUACCAUCCAGGAAAUCCUUAACGUGCAUAACAAUUACCGACGGUCGGUGGCCGCACAGGGUAUGAACAAACUGGACUGGAGCAACUGUGCAGCCAGUAAUACACAGUACUGGGCCAACACGUGUCCUUCGGACCAUGACAGAUCAAGCACUCGCCAGAUACCAGGUUUCGCUUACUGCGGUCAGAAUGUCUACUGGAAUUCGGGUGCUCCUCAGACCUGGAGUGCUGCCAUAAAAGCAUGGUUCGAUGAAGUCCGUGAUUUCGCAUUGUGUGCCGACAACAGUGGAAAAAGUGUUGGACAUUACACUCAGAUAAUGUGGGCGGAUACAACACUUAUCGGUUGCGGCAUGAAAUCAGGCUGUCCGGCAAUAAAUAUUAAUGGAAUAAAUCUCCCUGCUCCCGUCAAUGUCUACGUUUGUAAUUAUUGUGCAGGGUAG